CCGCCGGACGCCGCGCCGGCGACGAAGGGACUCGUACGAGCCAUGCAGCCCCUCACGGUCGCGAACGACUUCUCGAUCUGCGCCUGGCUCGACGCGCGAGCGACGCAAAAGUGCCUCCUGAAGUCGAACAAGUACGCGGUGGUCCUGGCGACGACGGCGACGGACUUUAGCUUCGGGCGGACGCCGCUCGUCGUUGCAAUAGCGAGGGACCCGCACGAGCGCUACGCGCAGCAGGUCGCGGGGCGCCCGCGGCGCGUGCUCCAUCAGGUCGACGACUGUUUGGCCGCGGAAGCCUCGUCG
Pelagomonas calceolata is the source of this 300-nucleotide messenger RNA. Lineage: Eukaryota; Pelagophyceae; Pelagomonadales; Pelagomonadaceae. The record is from the annotation of a GenBank genome assembly.